GUAUGACAAAAUCUUAACCAUUGAUCAUUUCUGUCUUUGUUUCACACAUAUACUAUUCUACGUCUGUUUCCGUACGUACGCGAUUUCUUCUUUACUUCUUCCUUAUCUUUUUAUAAGGAAGAGCUUAACACUUUUUGUCCCUUUCCCAUUUACAAAUUUUCUCUGCUUUUCUGGACUAAGAAUAGGAGAGAGAGAUUAUUGUAUCUUUCGCUUUUAAUUUUGCUGUCUCUCUCCUUAAUUUUCCAGGAAAACCUCGUCCUCCUGGUAGUUUAAAUAGAUCUGUGUUCAUACUCAUUCUAUCACAGAAAGACCCAUUAUUUUGUCGUCUCUUGUUCAGAUUUCAUUGUUCAUGUAAUCUUAUCUUCUCAAUUUUAGGUUUUCCAUUAAACUUGUAGAGGAACCCAAAAAGCCUUUUUUUAGUAUAGUUUUUGGGUUUAACUGAUCAAAGUAAUUAUUUUUUGUUUAUUUGGCCUUUGAGUUUUCCCAUCAAAAUUCCACUUGUUUUCCUUACAAAAAAAGGUUCAAUCUUUUUGACAUUUUUUUCUCUCUCUAUCUCUGUUAAGACAUGAAUUGUCUGUUCUUGUUCAAAUCAAAGAAAACCAAACCCAGGAAUCAUCAAAAAGACAGCAACAACAACAACAAAAAGACCAAAAGAAAAGGAAAGGGAUUACAAAACUCAGCUCCACAACUGACGAAUCGGAGUGAAACAUCGUCGUUUAAUAUCCAGACGCCUAGAUCUUUGCCUUCUCCGAGAAGUAUCAGAGAUUUGUAUACAGAGAGAGAACAGAAUCUUAGGGUCUUCACUUACCAAGAACUCAGUGAAGCCACUUAUGGGUUUAAUAGAAAGCUUAAGAUCGGUGAAGGUGGAUUCGGUAGUGUUUAUAAAGGAAAGAUUCCGACCACUGGAGAUUCUGAUUCUCCACUUGUCGUCGCCAUUAAGAAACUCAAUCGACAAGGAUUACAGGGUCACAAGCAAUGGCUAGCAGAGGUUCAGUUUCUAGGAGUAGUGAACCACCAAAACGUUGUGAAGCUCUUAGGCUAUUGCUCGGAAGACGGAGAGAAUGGGAUUGAGAGGCUUUUGGUUUAUGAGUACAUGUCGAAUCGAAGUUUAGAGGACCAUCUUUUCACCCGUGGAUCAUACACAUUACCUUGGAAACAAAGACUCGAGAUCAUGCUUGGUGCAGCUGAAGGAUUGGCUUAUUUACAUGAAGUUAAGGUGAUAUACAGAGACUUCAAAUCUUCUAAUGUGCUCUUGGAUGAUAAAUUUUGUCCGAAAUUAUCAGACUUUGGGCUUGCCCGAGAAGGACCUCAGGGAGACAAUACUCAUGUCACAACCGCAAGAGUUGGAACACAUGGCUAUGCAGCUCCUGAAUACGUGCAAACAGGCCAUCUUCGGCUAAAGAGCGAUGUGUAUAGCUUCGGUGUUGUGCUCUACGAGGUCAUAACCGGCCGCCGAACCAUUGAGAGGAACAAGCCAGCCGCUGAACAAAGGCUGUUGGAUUGGGUCAAAGAGUAUCCUGCUGAUAGUCAACGCUUCAGCAUGAUCGUUGACCCUCGGCUACGCAACAAUUAUCCAGCUGGUGGAGCUAGGAGUCUGGCUAAACUGGCUGACAUUUGUCUGAAAAAGAACGAUAAAGAUCGACCCUCGAUGGAAAUUGUAGUGGAAAGAUUGAAAAAGAUUAUCGAAGAAUACGAUAAUGGAGAUACUUCGAUGGCUGCGACUAGGGAAAGCAGUCAGGUAAGGAAGAGGCAACUUGGAGAACCUGUGAAGCGAAGUUUGAGAGGAGUUAAUGUUAGAGGGUGAUUCUGAGUUUAGAAGUUUUUUUUGCAGGUUUUAUAUAAAUAAGUCUUAUGGUUUAUGCGAUUUAUUGGUUUAUUGUGUGGGAUUAGUAGGAACAAAAUCAAAACGGGUAGCUUAUUGAGUGUUUAUAAAUAAAAUAUGAAACCUUUUGGUGAUUAACGACAAGAAAG
Eutrema salsugineum is the source of this 1971-nucleotide messenger RNA. RefSeq names its product probable serine/threonine-protein kinase PBL19. Bases 566 to 1804 code for a protein of 412 amino acids. Gene Ontology annotation, molecular function: protein kinase activity; ATP binding. NCBI's taxonomy places the organism in Eukaryota, Viridiplantae, Streptophyta, Magnoliopsida, Brassicales, Brassicaceae. The record is from RefSeq and is a predicted model, not a curated record. The transcript has 4 exons. Gene Ontology annotation, biological process: protein phosphorylation.